Messenger RNA from Mytilus californianus (California mussel), 1107 nucleotides. RefSeq lists its product as uncharacterized. The record is from RefSeq and is a predicted model, not a curated record. The transcript has 3 exons. Bases 616 to 1107 code for a protein of 163 amino acids. NCBI's taxonomy places the organism in Eukaryota, Metazoa, Mollusca, Bivalvia, Mytilida, Mytilidae.
AGCAUUUUUCAAUUUCAAUUUCUUUUCAUGAAUAACACAUUUUUACAGUACAUUCACUACUGGCAGACAGGGAUAUCCAUCUAGAUAGUGAAACAGAUUUUAGCAUCAGUUAAAAAGGAAAAAAAGCUCUGAGAACCAAUAAAAGUAAAAUUAUAAGACAACAGAAAGAUAGACAGUAUUAGCAUCAGAAAACAUUAGAACAUCUAGAGAUCAGGAAAGUUCUUAUAUAAUAAAAUGCGUUCGUUAUUAAGAAGCAAGGAAGACGAGUAUGGGACUCGUUAAGUUCUAGAAUUUGCAAAAACGCUAGAAUGGCUAGAAUCCUGAGCUUCAAGAUCUACCUAAAUAAACUGCAACCAGAAAGAUUGUCCUCUAAAACAGUUAAGAAUUCAAAUACAAAUUAUCCAGGAAUACAGCUUUGAUUAUUUGUAAACACCCAUAUCAAGGGACACAACUGUAUGCAUAAAUGCAUCAAUAUAUGCCUAAAUGUACAGAAAUCCUGGAAUACAAUAUAUGAAAUCAGCAAAUACUGGACUUUUAUUCCAGCAAGAUACAUAAAGGAUAUCCUGACAAUAGGUUUUAAGGAACAGCUUAAAGAUAAAAACAAAUACGGAGAAGAUGGCAACUUCCAAUGUUGUAUGUGUAUUACAUGUAUCAGAGGAAGAGGAAAACUAUUUAAGAAUGCAUUUAUUGGUGACUGGAAUUUCUCAAAGAGCUGUGCGUAUAUUAUUUGAUAAAGAAUUUCAUCCUUCUCGGUUAGAAGCAACCAUUAAAAAGGGAUAUGUAACACUGUAUGACUUAAAAACAAAGCAUGUCAUUAACGCAGCUCAGUGGAAUUUACUGUUUCCGCGUGGUGGUGCACCUAACUCUCAGACUUUUGAUGUGACAUUAAUGAUUAUAAUACUUAGAAACCUGGCAAAUUUUACUGAACCAGCAGGUGGAUAUGACAAAUUACCAUGUUUGACUGAUACCUCAUCCAUGGCUGACUUAGCAAGAAUCAAACACUACAGAAACCAGUUAGCUCAUUUUAAAGGUGGAAAGAUGAAGACAGCAGUAUUUACCACUGCAUGGGAAAAUAUCAGUGGGAACAAAGUUCAUUCCAGUGACUAA